UCGUUCAAAAGAUAAUGAGCUUGAGUUUUCAAAUUUUUUUGUGGGGGUUUAUAAAAUAGCAGAGAAACAUGUUUUAGUUCAGAGGAACUUUUUGUCGAAGUUAUUAUAGUUUUUUUGGAUAACCCAUUAUAACAUAAAUACCAAAAAAAAACAGCAAUUGUUAAUAAUAGCAAUUAUAAUAACUUUGUCCAAAACAACUAUUGUUUACAAUGUCCACUUAGGGUUAAUGCUUUAGGGAAACCACAAUUACAAUGUUUUCUUAUUUUGAUUAGAUUUGCUUUACUACCUUCUUCGCAUUCAAUAUAACACUCUACUUUUAAUAAGAAUUGCAACUUCAAAUAAUCACCACUUCCAUUCCAAUAGCAUGUACUAUGAUUUCAACGUAAAAUAUAAUUACUCUUAUAACAUACACAAAAAAUUACCACACUCUAAUCCUUCUGAACCUAAAAUAUUACAAACUACAAUUAAAGCACCGAAUAUGUGAUCAAAUUGUUGUAAAAAGAAAAUUAACAUGAAGACCAUGUGAAGCCCCUACAGCAUAUCAAUUGAUAUGCCACGUCUCUUUAAUAUAGGAACAACUAUUAUUUUUUUUGGACAAACAACCAUUGUAAACAAGUAAAAUAUAUUUUAUCACAUGUGAUUCUUUUUCACCUGAAGUUUUCUAAAAGAUAAACAUCAUUAUCAUACACAUAUUUUGCAAAUGCACACUUAAAACGCAAACCACAAAAUCAUACAAAAAAUAAUAAUCUAAAUCAUGAGUAAAAUAUAUCCCGCCCGUAGGGCGGACCGGCCCUAGUAUUAUAUAUAGCAAGGAAGAUAGCUAGAAAGCAGCACUUCUUGCCCAGGCCAGGACCGCAGGACGCACAACAAGGAGAAAGUUAUGUUCUGCAUUUGUCUUCUUCUUUCUCUGCACUCCUAUCCACUCGUUUCUACCUCCCAAUCCUAGCAUAGAGUCGUAAGAUGCAGACAAAAACACAAAUAUUUAGCUAUAUAUGACCAAGUCUAACUUCAAAAGAGGCUCUAAACAAAAAGGGGAAUAUGAUUUAUAUGAUCAAACUCAGUCCUAGACGUUACGUCGAUUUGGAAACAAGUGCUUCAGAUGUUUCUUUGCAAAUGAUUUUUUAAGAGGUGUUUCCUUUGAUCUUGUAGGUUAAUUUCGACAAAUUUGCAACGUUUUUUCUUCCUUCUAGGAUAAAUUGUUGGACCUGGAUAAGACAAAGAAAGUUCGUUUUGCAACACGACAAGUUGAGUCUAAACUCUAAUGACAGUGUCCAUUUAAUGAAUUGUCUGAAAAAAUGUAGACGUAAUAGUCCGCAUAAAACACUAUUGAACGGCGAUUAAAUAGGAACAAAAUGUAUAGAUCAUGUGGGUGUAACACUAACACAUCGGUUUUUAUUAAAUUAUACACAUAUAUAGUUUUGUUAGUUGUGGAUAUCUGCAUAUAUAUAAAAGUCAACAGAUCUAUAAUAUUUUCCUUUUCAUAUCACACAGCAAACUUGUCCUACAUACUCAAAUAAACACAAGAACACACCUAACGAAAGGAACUCAACCUUUUCCCACAAUACCACCAUGUUUAGAGCCAUGAGCACCAGAAAAAUCCACGGCGGCUACGAAAAGCUCGUGGAAGAAGAACCGAUAUUGAAGAAGGGCACGAGCGUUCCGGCUAGUGUUUAUGGUAAUUCAAGAAACCCGGUUCAAGAUGCGAAGACGCCGACGUCAAAACCAACAGGUGGUUCUGUUCGUCCUUUGCUAAAUUUAUUCAAUGUUCGUUUUCAGAGGAAGAAGAAGAGUUUGGGGACGGCGAAACCAACGGGUGGUUCUGUUCAUCCUUUGCUAAGUUUAUUUCGUUUUCAGAGGAAAAAGAAGAAGACCAAGAAUAAGAAGAGUUUGGCUACGGCGAAACCAGAGUUUGCAAGGUAUGUGGAGUAUGUGAAGGAAGGAGGUGUGUGGGAUCCGAAUUCUAACGCACCUGUGAUUCAUUACAGAUAGAAUCAAUGAAGGAAGGAUGAAUAAAGACGUUCUAUAUUGUUUUAUAUAUAUGUAUGAGGGAAAAAACCAUUGUGAAGGAUCCAACAUGUAAAUCGGUUGUCAAGAACCCUCAUGAGUCCUAUAUUUUGUUUCUAAAGAUAUUUUCACUUUUUUGGGGAUCUCUACAAACCUUUGCUUUAUCAAGCUUUCUAUUUGUACCUUUGUUCAUUAUCUUAUAAUGAACAAUUCACAUUUUAUCAUAAAAAGAAAAGUAAAAAUAAAAAACAAAACCAUUUCUGUGCUCCGAUUCAAAAGAUGGAUCCCAACUAUGAACUUGUCAUUUUUACUAACUCAUGUAGGGGUGAAGAUCUAUUUUCUCCUUCGGAACUAUCAUAGAGCAGAGAUCAGUCCACACAGAGUUAAGAUAUCAUUUUUCAGAAAUCAGAUUGUAAACGAAUGUGAAAGUGUUGGUGGAAUCGAAAGAGAGUAUGAAUAGAAUGUGUAUUCUCGUUGUAACUGGUUGUGUAAUGUUGGUUGCUCUGAUGAAAGUUAUAGGUUAAUUCAUGUUUUUUUUGGUAAUCUUAAUUCAUGUUGAUUGCUCUCAUGUUGUCACAUGUGUGUUAUCUUUCAUGUUGUUGCUUUAUAUGUUGAAUGGCUUUGUUAUGUGGUAAUGAAAUGAUGUUGUGUUAUAAAGCCAAAAGAGAUCUUAGAUUAAAUAUAACCAACCUAUGUCUUAGUCUUAGAUGUUCAUACAUGAAAAUGAGAAAUUUGAACAAUAUAUUUUAAAUGUUCAAAGUAGAACAGAAUGACAUCCUCAAUA
Molecule: messenger RNA, 2788 nt
Organism: Brassica rapa (field mustard)
Lineage: Eukaryota; Viridiplantae; Streptophyta; Magnoliopsida; Brassicales; Brassicaceae
Source: RefSeq, a predicted model, not a curated record